Messenger RNA from Cladophialophora psammophila CBS 110553, 1584 nucleotides. RefSeq lists its product as uncharacterized. Gene Ontology annotation, molecular function: oxidoreductase activity, acting on paired donors, with incorporation or reduction of molecular oxygen; iron ion binding; monooxygenase activity. Bases 1 to 1584 code for a protein of 527 amino acids. The transcript has 4 exons. The record is from RefSeq and is a predicted model, not a curated record. Lineage: Eukaryota; Fungi; Ascomycota; Eurotiomycetes; Chaetothyriales; Herpotrichiellaceae.
AUGGACCAGAAUAACGUGGUGGUCACUGCCAUCAGCGUGCUGCUUGGCACAUGUCUGAUCGGGCUGUGCAUCAAUCGCAUAUAUUUCUCCCCAGUGGCACACAUCCCGGGCCCGCUGCUGGCAAAGAUCAGCUAUUGGUACGUUUUCUACUACGAUGUCGUCUUGAGAGGGCAGUAUGCGUUCAAGAUCAAGAAGCUCCACGAGCAGUACGGCCCCGUUGUGCGCAUCAACCCUGCAGAAGUGCAUUUUGCAGACCCGGACUUCUACGAUGCCAUCUAUGCUGGCCCGUCGCAGAAACGGGACAAGUGGUCGUGGUUCUGUCGCCAGUUUGGGAUCCCCGACUCGACGUUUGCGACCGUGGGCCAUGAUCAACAUCGCCUUCGCAGAAGCGCCUUGAACCCCUUCUUCUCAAAGGCAAAGGUGCGAAGUCUGCAGCCGCUCAUUGAAGACGUGGCCCGCAAACUGCUCGCUCGGUUCGAAGAGUUCCAGAUGCUGGGUGAUCCGCUCACUAUAUCUCUGGGCUUUGCUGCUCUAACAAACGAUAUUGCCGAGCAGUAUGCAUUGGGUCAGAACGAGAAUCGUGUCCUGGCGAGAGACUUUGAUCCGAGCUUUCACGACGCCUCAAUCGUGGGUAGUACAAUGGGCCAUCUAACCAAGCAGUUUCCUUUUAUUCUCUCCUUGAUGCAGUCUCUCCCCGACGAUCUCACUAUCAUGAUGAACCGGAGCAUGGCCUCGUACGUAAAGCUUCAGCGGGACAUCAGGGCCCAGAUCGAGCUGAUCCACCGACAUCGAGAGAGCAGCGUGUAUAAAUCCUCGCCACACCAGACCAUCUUCCACGAGAUCUUGGAGAGCAACCUUCCCGAGGCCGAAAAAUCCACGUCUCGCCUCUGGCAGGACGGCCAGGUCACCGUCAUCGCCGGGACGCUGACCACCGCGUCCGCACUGUCAUGCACGCUUUUCGCUCUGCUCUCCCAGCCAGAGCUGCUCCGACGGCUGAAGUUGGAGCUAGCGGCGGCGAUUCCUAAUCCCAAUCGGUUACCGGAGCUCACUGCGUUGGAACAGCUCCCGUUCCUGACGGCCUGUAUCAAGGAGGGCCUCCGACUGAGCAACGGAGUCAGCACGCGACUGCAGCGGAUCGACCCAGAUAACCCCGUCGUCUUCGUCGACAGGACGAAACACCGGGGAAAACGCUACGUGCUGCCUCCCGGGACUCCUCUCUCCAUGACGGCCAUGCUCGUCCACUUCGACGAGUCCGUCUUUCCUCAGCCGCUAUCGUUCGCGCCGGAUCGUUGGCUUCACCACGCUGACGCCGACAGCCCCGCCCCCGCUCUGGACAAGUAUCUGGUCCCCUUCUCGCGCGGCACCAGGCAGUGCAUCGGGAUGAACCUGGCGUACGCAGAGCUCUACAUCACUCUCGCCAUGGUCUUUCGCGUGUACGGCAGUCCAGACGUGCGCAUGAAGGGCGACCGCGGAUACCUGGAGCUCUUUGAGACGGAGUGGGCCAGGGACGUCGAGAUCGUGGGUGACGGCGUCACGCCCUUGAAUCGGAAGGGGAGCAGGGGGGUCCGGAUCAAGGUCAAGUAG